Messenger RNA from Chaetomium globosum CBS 148.51, 2976 nucleotides. RefSeq lists its product as uncharacterized. The coding region runs from base 1 to 2976 and encodes 991 amino acids. The transcript is spliced from 7 exons. Gene Ontology annotation, molecular function: D-glucose binding; basic amino acid transmembrane transporter activity; hexokinase activity. The record is from RefSeq and is a predicted model, not a curated record. NCBI's taxonomy places the organism in Eukaryota, Fungi, Ascomycota, Sordariomycetes, Sordariales, Chaetomiaceae. Gene Ontology annotation, cellular component: fungal-type vacuole membrane. Gene Ontology annotation, biological process: carbohydrate metabolic process; transmembrane transport; intracellular glucose homeostasis.
AUGGCAGCCCUCUCUCUCGACGACUUCUUGCGGCCCUUGGCUAUCGACAUCGACACUGUUGUAGAACUCUCGCAUGAGUUGGAAUCGACCUUCCGCCAUUUAUCUGUCGAGUCCUCGGAUCAGUUUUUGCCGACUCCGAUAUCCGAGUCCGUCUUGCGUCCUGCUGCGAGAGACCAUGGCCGAUUCCUCGCCAUAGAUAUUCUGUUCUCCUGGAUAGGUGAGCAGGUCGCUCAGGUGGUGCGCAAGGGCUGUGAAACCUUGGCUGUCUCCCGUGCUGCUGAACUUCCCAUGGGGGUGACCUUCAGCUUUCCCAUGCAGCAGAAGUCGCUUUCCAAGGCAAUUCUCAUGCCCAUGGGCAAGGGCUUUGCAGUCACGUCCAACCUGGAUCUGGGCGAGCACCUCACAGUGGGCUACGAGAAGCACCGGACCGCCGACAUGCCGCCCAUCCGGAUUGCAGCUAUUGCGAAUGACUCUGUGGCAACUCUCGUGUCCUUCAUCUACCAGUUUCCAGUUCGAGCGCACCAGAAGGCUGCCAUGGGAUUGAUCGUUGGCACUGGUUGCAACGCCACGCUUCCUCUAAAGUUGAGCACCUUGCACGAAAGCAAACGGCCGGCCUCCAUCAGUAUUUUGCCCGGCCAGGAGGUCGCAGAUGUGAAGAUUGCCGUCAAUACCGAAUGGAGCAUCAGGGGAACAACACCUCCCCUCCAGAAACUCGGCCUCAUUAGCCGGUGGGACACGGAACUGGACCAGGCUGGCGAAACCCCCGGGUUCCAGCCACUCGAGUACAUGACUGCCGGGAGAUACCUGGGCGAAUUGGCGCGCCUCAUAUUUCUUGAUUACUAUGGGACUGUUUUGGGUUUUCCGGUCGACCUUUUGCCAAACAAGCUACAGGAAAGAUUUGGCCUCCCAACCACCUUCAUUAGCCACCUUCACCCCAAGAGCACAAGGGGACCAAUGCUCCAGCAACUCGAGCGAGAGUUUACGCCAGGAGACUCGUCGUUUCGGUGGACGGCCGAGCUGGCCAACGCUCUUUACCGCAUCGCGAAGGCCAUCCAGGUCCGGGCCGCCGGUAUCAUCGCCGCCUCGACUGUGGGGCUCUUGCGGUGUGCCGAAGAAAUACCCGAGCCAGGCGCCGAGAAAACAGACGCCGAGCAGACGGUGCUCUCCGUUGGCUACACGGGUGGUUGCAUACAACAUUUCCAGAAUUACCUGGGUGACACACAAAGGCUCAUCGACGAAGUUCUAGACCGCCAAUUUGGUGCACAAGCGCCGGUCAAGGUCGUCCUGACUCCCUGCCACGAUGGCGGCAUCACCGGAGCCGGCAUACUAGUUCCUGCCGCGCUGGCGAGAAGGCGAGAAUUGUCAAUGACGACGGAGAGAACAGAUAUCACGCAUCCGGAAUCCAUGUCGGGUGCCGAGCCGAUCCCCACGUCCAGCACCCGACCGUCCCGUGGCCGGGCCCGGGACGACGAUGGCCCCGGCAGUGAAGACAUGGACCCCAACCAGUUUGACGUGCUGCUCUCGCGAUCCGUUCAGUCUGCCGCGCCGUUUCUGGAGCCCGAGUCCUUCCAGCACAGCAUGCUACGGAACACCCGGGUCCAGAGUCGUAGUCGAAGCCGUCACCGAAGUACAUCUCGUGCGGUUGCUAAACCCUUAGAGGGCGAAGCCAUCCUCGACGAGGAAACUCCCCUUUUGAGCCCCGCUGAAGAUCUCGAUGAUAUCUCCAAGAGCAAAAACCCUUACCUCGGCGGCAUCUCGGUUGCCCGCUUCUGGCUGCUCUUUCUCCAAAUCAACGCCAGCUAUUUCAUCGCCUGCUUCGACGGUACCAUCAUGGCGUCGAGCCACCCCGUGAUCACAUCGUACUUCGGGAGCAGUAACUCGGCCUCGUGGCUCUCGACAGCGUUUUUGUUAACGUCAACCAGUUUCCAGCCCGUCCUCGGUGGUUUAUCAGAUGCGGUUGGGCGGAAGGCCCCGUACGUAAUCACGACUGCCGUGUUCCUCUUUGCGACGGUGUGGUGUGCGCUGGCGCAGAGCAUGACGAGUUUUAUUAUUGCCCGGGCCGUGUGUGGGUUCGGAGCUGGCGGGAUGAUGACGCUUGGAAGCAUCAUUGUACCGAUUAUCGUGAUCUAUCUCGCCGUCGCUAUCGCCGUCGUUCCCAGCGAUCUGGGCUUAAACGGAAAGAAGAAGCAGACGUUGCGCGAGGCCAUGCGCACGUUUGACUUCAAGGGCUCUAUCCUGCUCUCUAGCUCCGUGACGUCCCUCAUCUUGGGCUUGUCGCCGCACAUGAACCUGAUCUUCUCUAACCACAUCACUGCUCUCACCUCCAACGCCAUCCUUUUCAAUGUACCCCUCUUCUUCCAAGGAGUCCUCCUCACAAGCGCCACAACAUCGGGCUUCCGCCUCGUCGUUUCCUCCGGCAUGGCGUCCGCCGCGGGCACGGCAACGGGAUUCCUCAUCAGCUACACCCGCCGCCUGAAAUGGCCCCUCGUCCUGGGCACCUCCCUCGGUGUCGUCGGCGCCCUGUGCCUGACCUCAAUGCAGCGCGGCUGGCCCGCCAUCUUCUACAUCCUCUGUCUCUUGCCGGGCGCGGCGGGCUCGGGGUUCCAGUUCCCCGGCACGUUCAUGGCCCUGUUGACGGUCAGCGAGCAGCGGGAGCAGGCCGUGGCGACGAGCACGCUGAUGCUGUGGCGGAGCCUGGGGCAGGUGCUUGGCGUGGCGUGCAGCUCGCUGGUGGUGCAGAACGCCCUGUGGUACUACCUGGACGAGCUGGUCAAGGGGCCGGAGAAGGGGGCCGUCGUGGCGCUGGUGCGGAAGUCGGUCGAGGCGAUCCGGGACUUGCCGCUUGAGUAUCGGGAGCCUGUGGUGCAGAGCUAUGAGGCGUCGUUGCGGAUUACGUUUAUGCUCUCCACAGUGUUGACCGUGGUGGCGUUUUUGUUGGUCGUGCCGCUGAGGUUGCCGAGACUGGGGAGGAAAUAG